AUGGUGUCCAAGAUGCAAAGGAAAUAUGAUAAGUAUUGGGGAACUCUAAAUGUUAUUAACAUGUUGUUGUUAAAUGCAAUUGUGCUUGAUCCAUGUCCCAAGUUGGAUUUUGUAAAUUGGAUUUUGGAUGAGUCAUUUGGUGUUGAAAAGGGACGAGAACUCAAGUCAAAAUUGUCUACUUGCUUGAUUUCUCUUUAUGAUCACUACCAAGGCAAAGAAGAUGAAUCUCAAAGUUAUCAAGAUGCUAAAUCUGAACUUGACAGAUAUCUGAAAGAAGAUUGUGAGCCUAGAAACAAGUCGAUAGAGUUGGAUAUUUUGGGUUAG
Molecule: messenger RNA, 324 nt
Organism: Arachis duranensis
Lineage: Eukaryota; Viridiplantae; Streptophyta; Magnoliopsida; Fabales; Fabaceae
Exons: 1
Coding region: 1-324 (107 amino acids)
Molecular function (GO): DNA binding
Source: RefSeq, a predicted model, not a curated record